AUGAAUGAGCCAACUACAUCUGCUACCCAUUAUGAGAUCCUCGGGGUUGAUAGGAAUGCCACGGAAGCAGAGAUCAAAAAGGCCUUCAAGAGGUGUGCUUUGAAGUGCCAUCCAGAUAAGAACAAGUCUUCCAGUGCACAUGAGCUGUUUAAGAAAGCGGUGGAGGCCCACUCGGUUUUGACGGACGGCAGGAAACGUACCAAGUACGACAGUGAGCUCGAGACGACGAUGAAUGUCAACAGGCCUGGGCCGUCUGGUUCAAGAUCAACAACAUCAGCGACAACGUCAGCGACAAGCUCUCCUUCCAACGUGCCAAGGCAUGAUCCUUUCUCCAGACCUGAAAGUAGAACCCACCAACAGUCACACUAUGACGGUUCGUCGUCAAAUGAUCACGGACACUCACGGUUCUCCACGUCCCAUAGCUUUGACCCAAGUACACGGUUCACCAAGACCUCCACAGCGUCAUACUUUUACUCAGACACGGGUAAUAGCCGUGGUGGGCUAUCCACGGCUCACUUGCACACCCAAACAAGAAAAAGGCAAACUGACACUGACGCUGACACAGCUCAUUCAACGACGUAUACUUUUGCAUUUGGAGGACCCUCCACUGGCGCAGCUACUGAGAGAGCGUAUACGUCCACUCAGCCGUCGCAAGACAAUGAAUAUAUGAGAGCUUAUCCCUCGUGGGAACGACAGAACAUGAGUUUCAAAAAUGGUGAAUGGGGCUCAUCAUCUGCGUCGGCUCCAGGUGACUCCAAGCAGCAUCAACAGAGUGAGGAAUUGAAAUCUUCCAAGAGGAAACGUGCUGAAAGCUCUUAUAUGACGGAUACAAGAGCACAAAAGGGAACACCAAGUGCUCAAGCAAACGUUCCACCACAACAUGUCCAGACACAGAAUACUGAGGUUCCGGUAUCGAGGGCUAAAGCAGCCCGAGCUUCCCAGACAAGAGCUACACAUGCUCACGCAGCCAGGGUACAAGCUGCUAGGGCUCAAGCAAAGGAGUUCCCUACUCGAAGCCAUAUUCAGCAACAGAACUAUUUUGAUCUUCCAGCCCAGCCCCAGACAUCCCAGAAUCAGGCAACUUCAGGUGUGAGAGCUACAUCUGCCGAUGUCCCCAUUGGGACUUUCAAUACAAGACCAUUCCCAGCUACACGUUCAUCUGGUGCCGAUGCUCCUACUAGACCGUCAAGUCGUGUCUUCAAUCAAUACAAAAGUGCGAGUGGUCGUCCAUCUCGUACUGCAAUGGAGGAUAAGGAAAAGGUGGAUUUUUCAUCAAGCUAUGAACAUAAGGCCAAUUGGAAUGCAAGGUCAACAUAUUCACAGUCUUCAAACACCCCCAAGGGGAAUGUUUCGAAUAACUUUAAACCAGAUGUCUACGAUUUGGAUCAAGAGGAUUUAUCGAGCUUAUCAUCAAUUGAGGAGUACGAGUAUGAAGCCUCUUUCAAUGGGAAGAGAAGCGAAUUUAGUAAUGGAUCAAAAAGAGCAUUUGAGAGCUCUGCUGCUAAUAAUUCCGAUGAAGCUUUAACAGUGGAUGAUUUAGAUAGUCUCUACGAUUCUGAUAGCAUGGGAAUCAAAGAGCCAGGGGAUCACCCCGUAUACACUUCAGAUAAUUUCAUUGAUCUGGAUGAUGAUGAUGACGAUGAACCAACACUCUCUGUCCAUACUUUGACAGCUAAUCCAAAUCAACCAAUUGCUGUGGAUGACUCUGACACUCCGAAUCCUGUAACAGAACCAUCUGUUGGAUCCAGAGAAGGGUUCACAGGUGAAGAUUUGAAUGGAAAACGGAGAAAAAUGGAGUCCACUGCAGGAAAUGGCAAUAACCAGGAUAAUACAUUUGAUCUUGAUAAUCUAGAAUCACCUCUCAAGGCCACCAAUGAAAUCAAACUGGAAGAUCUGGGAGAUACUUUGAAAAGGACCUUGAGUGAAAAUGGGCCUCGUACUCGAAUCUUUACCAAAACUGACCUGUUACUCAGCGAUUCAGACGAGCAGGAUAACGACGACGAGGAUACCUCGAUAUGUUCACCACCUUCUCCCUUUGGCCAGGCACCAAGAGACAUCAACGAUCUAGUUGGAUUUGCCGGGAGAUAUGGAGAAUAUCUGGAGUACAGUCUUAACCAUCUACAAGUCCUGCGUCGUGAACAGGCUCAGAGGGAAACCAUCAUCACGCAGAACUACAGAGACUUGAUCCAACCUGUGAAUAGAGACCUGCUUGAGAUGGCACUGAAGAAGAAUAUGGACACCUCUCGAGAGUCGAAAUCGCUAGAACAGAAGAUGAAAGAAGCAGUGGUCAAGUUCAGAACUUGUGUCGAUGAAUUCAAGGGCGAAAGGGACUAAAUGGAAACUAAGAAAGUCGCUAUAUCAUCCAAAUGUAACGGUUUACUUUAAUGAAAAUAAUGAUGAUAUCAUAGAGGAACACCAGCAGAAAUGAAUAUGACUGUGGUUUGCAAUUGGAGCGUAGCUAUUGGCCCAGUGCGAUGGUGGAGCGUAUAGCCAGGC
Williopsis jadinii is the source of this 2496-nucleotide messenger RNA. RefSeq names its product J domain-containing protein. The transcript has 2 exons. Gene Ontology annotation, biological process: cellular response to misfolded protein. Gene Ontology annotation, cellular component: endoplasmic reticulum membrane. Gene Ontology annotation, molecular function: Hsp70 protein binding. Lineage: Eukaryota; Fungi; Ascomycota; Saccharomycetes; Phaffomycetales; Wickerhamomycetaceae. The record is from RefSeq and is a predicted model, not a curated record. Bases 1 to 2334 code for a protein of 777 amino acids.